AUGACCUCUCAUCCGCGCUCCUCCAGCGUCGAUCUGGACUCCCCCGAUCGCCCAUUCGAUAACAUUAUCAACUUCCGCGAUGUCGGUCGUUCCAUCAACCGACUCAUGGGGAAAAAACCGGAACACCAAAUGGCAACCGCCAAACUCCAUGCCGAAUCGGGGACUGCUGCUCCCCCCAAUAUCAACACAGACCAUCUAUUCCAAUUGCCCCAUGUCCGCCGGCAACUGAUUAAUCUGACCGGGAAAGCUUUCGAGCGAUCAUUGCUAUGGCGCUUGGAUUGGUGGAAUUUCUUCAAGGUCCUUGCUCUCGCAGCGUCCGGUUACCGUGAUGAUGCAGUGGUUAUUGUCGGGCAACAGGUCAUGUCGCCUAGGGGUCUGGUCGGAUUGGGUCUGGAUAUGCUCGAUAGUAGCACGGCUGAGAUGAGAGAAGUCUUUGAGCUUUUCGCGUCGCAGAAUGGCGGUGGGGACCGGACGUAUCCGGUUCUGGUGCAUUGUACCCAAGGAAAAGACCGUACGGGCCUCGUGGUUCUGAUGUUGCUGCUUUUGACGGGUGUUGUGAGUGACGAGGCUAUGACGGCGGAUUACGUGCGGUCGGAACCGGAGUUGGUGGUUGAGGCGGAGGAGCGGAUGAAGGAGAUUCGAAAGUUGGGGUUGUCGGAGGACUAUAUCAAGUGUCCAGAUCGGUUUAUAAUGGAGAUUAGGAGGCAUCUAGACGAGAGAUACGGGGGUGUUGAGGGGUAUCUGAGGUUCGCGGGGGUUGAGAAGAAGAAGUUGGAUGUCAUUCGAGAGACCCUGGUUGCUUGA
This is a messenger RNA of Aspergillus bombycis, 804 nucleotides long. RefSeq names its product putative tyrosine/serine protein phosphatase (gene ptyA). Bases 1 to 804 code for a protein of 267 amino acids. The record is from RefSeq and is a predicted model, not a curated record. The transcript has 3 exons. NCBI's taxonomy places the organism in Eukaryota, Fungi, Ascomycota, Eurotiomycetes, Eurotiales, Aspergillaceae. Gene Ontology annotation, molecular function: phosphoprotein phosphatase activity. Gene Ontology annotation, biological process: dephosphorylation.